UGAGAGUGUAAAGUGAAAUAAAGCUCGACAAAGAGCCAUCGCGUAGGGAUGGUGUCCAACAGAACCUAGGGUCCAUCGUAGACGAUGCAGCGUCUAUAUCAGCAGCCUCUUCGCAAGGAUGCGCAAGACACUACUCCUUGUUUUUAUCCAUGGCUUCAAGGGUGGCGAUGAUACCUUUGCUGUGUUUCCGGAACAUCUGCGAGCGCUCGUGAGCCAUGCCCUUCCGAAUAUCGAUGUUGUCACCGCUACAUAUCCCAAAUUCGAGACCCGAGGCGAGUUGAGAGACUGUGUGGCUCGCCUUCGAGAAUGGCUACAAAACAAGGUCAUCGACCUAGAGGUUGCUCGCUCGACCCCGUCCCCGACCGUGGAUCCUUCAGUCCAUGUCAUGCUGAUCGGCCACUCGAUGGGAGGCAUCGUCGCGGCUGAGACAUACCUGCUACUCGCCAGUGAGCAACCCAUUCCAGCGCGGUCUUCUGCGCACAAUCCCGAAAGGCCGAAUUUUCCUUCCAACACGACACUGGGUUCGACAACAUCCACUUCCCAUCCGGCACCACCGCAUCAUGAGCCAGAUACGACGCCUUACAGCUUCAUGUUUCCGCACAUCCAAGGCAUCCUGGCUUUUGAUACUCCUUUCCUUGGGUUGGCCCCGGGAAUGGUUGCCCACGGACUCGAGGGUGGGCACAAGGUUGUCGCCAAUGCCUACAACACCUACUCUGAAGUUGCCUCCAUGUUUGGCUGGGGUUCCAAGUCCGAACCCAACGUCUCAUCAACCUCAUCCGCCUCUGGAACCAAGUCAAUCGGCGCCCUGCCAGCACCCGCUUCCUCUUCCACGGAAGACGCGGCAGCCGCCCCCAAAUGGCAAGCUUGGGGGAAGUAUGCAAUGUUCGCCGGUGCGGCUGGCGCUGUGGUUGCAGGCGGUGCUGCGGCUUUGUACUCACAACGAGAGAAACUUAGUGCUGGUUGGAAAUGGGCCAGCGACCACUUGUUGUUUGUAGGAGAGCUGUUCAAGCCGGAGCAUCUGCGUAGACGGGUUGAAUCUCUGGAGCUGGAAUGUAAAGAACGUGGCGCUGGAUGUGCGAACCUUUACACCAACCUUGGGAAAGGGGCCAGUGGCGGAUAUGGUAUCACGGAAACUUUGGCAGGGAAGGAGAGGACGUUUUGCAAUCUGCCCGUGCACGUCAGUCGAGAUCGAAAAGAAGGCAAAGAAGCCGCGCGCGACGAAACAGGCGGAUUUAGAUGGAUCAAGGCUGUCAACGACAAAGCUUCCGACGAGACUACGGCGCAUGUGUCCAUGUUCAUUCCACGAGAUAACCCGGGAUUCUACGCCCUGGGAGAACAUGCCAAAGAGUACAUCGCUCGGUGGGUUGAUCAAGGCUGGUACCGCGCCAGCAAUGGACCGACAUUCCUGAAACCCGAGCCCAGUCGCGUGGGAUUGGGCGAAUCACCGGACGGCGGGUGGGUGAAACCUGACGCCGACGAAAUCAGAGCCCGAGAGAGAGCAAGGGAUCGCUAUGGCAACGCCUACAAGCAUCCCGACGCCAACGCCGAUGUCGACCCCGAAGGGAACCUAGGUAAGGACUGGGACUCUCUCGAUCUUCACCGUGGUAAGGACGGUGUUGACGACCUGCUAGAUGAUGAGGACCUGAGGAUGAGAGACGAGGACGAAGAACUUGAGGGAAGCGUGAUUGUUGAGAAAAAGGCGGCGAAUGGAGAGGUGCCGCUGCCCAAAUCGAGAAGCAAUACUGGAGUGUGAAGAUUCGAUAGAGGAUUUCCCCUACUUCUAUAAAAGGGACAGCGGCCGACACAUUGAGACGGCCAUGGGACGAGACACAUGACUUAGCACGACACGACACGACGAGCUCAAAUUGGCGAUAGCAGGACUACGCCUACCAUCUGGACCAGAAAGCACUUUACACGUCGAGGUGGGGCAUGGUUUUUUUUUUGUAAGGCAGUGUUACCGGGGUGAGCUCUCAUCCAUAGAGAUCGAGCUGAAUAGGUGGUGCAGGACUGGUAUUUCACACGCAGGUAGCGGCCUGCAAAGACAAGACGACCACGACUGCUUGAUGCCGCCCACCGAAGUCACCAAACCAUCAUGUCGACACAAGGCUCAGCCUCUCUUGCGGCUGCGGCGUGUUGGCUCAUCGGGGGCUGCUAGAACUUUGUUGGAACCACAACGGUCCUUUUGACAGAAUCAUAACAGAAACUGAAUCCUCCCAGGGAAUAAUCGACGUCUUCCGCCGACUCGAAGGUGAAACUCAUAUUGCGUGGAUUGAGAAUUUGGCAAGACCAGAAAAAUGUCAAGUUGAUGGCCUGAGAAAGAGGAGUACUCGCCAGAACGCCGCAACGGGUCUGCACUUUGCGUGCGCGCAGCCUUGCUGAAUCUUCAUCUCCUCGGGUGUA
Cladophialophora immunda is the source of this 2400-nucleotide messenger RNA. RefSeq lists its product as uncharacterized. The coding region runs from base 119 to 1753 and encodes 544 amino acids. Lineage: Eukaryota; Fungi; Ascomycota; Eurotiomycetes; Chaetothyriales; Herpotrichiellaceae. The record is from RefSeq and is a predicted model, not a curated record. The transcript has 3 exons.